AUGAUCUAUCGACAGCGGCUAAUAAGUGUUCUUGCUGCGAUAUCAAUUAUUGGCCUUUGGGUCUUCUUCUCUUCCCAGAACCUUUCAUAUACGACAUACAAUGACAUUGGCGAGACAGCCGAAACUGGCAAAGAAAACGCGAAACCGGUUCUUAAGGACACUCAACUAAGACUACCGUCGUCGAUUAUGCCGUCUAUGCCAGAUCAACAGGCAAAGGAAGCGCUUGGAAGAGCCUCAUGGAAAUACUUUCACACGGUUCUAGCACGGUUUCCCGAUGAGCCAACUACAGCAGAACGAGAGAAACUGGAUCAAUUCUUAAGGCUUUACGCAGAGUUGUAUCCGUGCGGCGAGUGUUCUCAGCAUUUUGUUAAAAUGCUGGCGAAAUGGCCACCCCAGACGUCUAGCAGGACGGCAGCAGCGCUUUGGGGGUGCCAUAUGCACAAUCGUGUAAAUGAGCAUCUAGGGAAGGACGAAUAUGACUGUUCGAACGUCUUAGAAGGCUACGACUGCGGGUGUGGGGGUGAAGACGGCAAGAUCAGGCCUGAUCUGCAACUCAACAAGGUUUCUUUGCAAAAGGAGGCGAAACAAGGCGGUUGA
Molecule: messenger RNA, 597 nt
Organism: Lachancea sp. 'fantastica'
Lineage: Eukaryota; Fungi; Ascomycota; Saccharomycetes; Saccharomycetales; Saccharomycetaceae
Source: the annotation of a GenBank genome assembly